Messenger RNA from Rotaria sp. Silwood1, 930 nucleotides. NCBI's taxonomy places the organism in Eukaryota, Metazoa, Rotifera, Eurotatoria, Philodinida, Philodinidae. The record is from the annotation of a GenBank genome assembly.
AUGCCAACAGCGACAUUUAGCACAGUAGCCGAUCGUGAAAAAUUGUAUCGCAAUUGUGUACCACAAGAGAAGCCAGCAUCAUAUCCUCUCGAUCCAAAUCAUACUCACUUUAUUCUACUUGAUGAUAAAUGUGGUCCGAAUGAUGAAACCUGGAGACGAUAUGGAUAUCCAGUUCGAGCCGACCUCACUAUUCAGUUGCGUGCUGAAAUUGAACAGGAAGCUCGUUGUAGCUCUCAUUAUACACACAAUUAUAAGAUUCCCAUUAUUCAAAUAUUAAUCGAAGGUGGUCCUUCAUCUCUUCUAACAGUGGUUGAAGCAGUAAUGCACGAAACACCCGUCGUUGUCAUUGACGGUACUGGCAGAGCGGCUAAUUUUAUUGCAAAAGCAUACAAAGCAUUAUAUGACAAUCAAACAACAUAUUUUCCACCAGCGAACAAUAAUGCUAAUUUAGAACGAGUAAUAAAAGAAGAUGGUAAGGACAUCAUCACUGGAAGUAAUGAAAAGCGUUUUCGUGACAUGAUAAGAUCAGACAAAGGCUUCUUCUUAAUCAAUACUUUUUUUACUAUGUCCUGACGAUCCCGAAUUUAAAUUGAGUGAUGCCAUACUUCAAGCAUUAUUUCGAGGUAUUUACAUAAUUCCUAUCGAUUUUUGAAUGAUUUUUCUACUUAGCGGCAAGUAUGCCCAAGCAUGAAAUAUCUGAUGCUCAUGUACAAAAGCUCAAAUUAGCCAUGGCGUGGAAUAAGUUUGAUCUGGCCGUUUCAGACAUGCUCAUCGACGAAAACGUUAAAACUCAGUGGACAGUAAGUAUUAUAAACGAAGAGAAUCUUAGUUUCUGAUUUUCACUACUUUUGAAAGGAUGUUCAAUUAGACAGUGCUUUAACUGAUGCAAUACAGCAUGGUUCUGUACAGUUUGUUGAACUUCUUAUUGAA